GAGGCGGCACGGAAGAUGAAGGCUUUUCUCGUCACCCUGCUGGCUGCCACCCUGUGCGUGGAGCGAGGCCACUCGCUGCUGUGCUACGCAUGCCACAAUGAGUCAUCCAACCAGGAAUGUAUGAAGAUAGCGAUGUGUGCAAAAGAAGACAAAUAUUGCGUGACCAUCCGGGAUAUGGUGGGAGCUGGCAAAGGUCAAAACCCUGAGGUCCGCAUCUCCAAGAUGUGCUCUCCAGAGUGUCCCCAAGGGGGCCUGGAGGAAGGCAAAACGACCACGAAAGUGUUCUGCUGCGAUAAACCGUUGUGCAACGUGAAUGGAGCCAGCAGCACGAAGACCAGCUACUCAAUGAUUUCCCUGGGGAUGGGGACUGUGAGGGGUCAGGAAAAGAGGACUUGA
Pelodiscus sinensis (Chinese soft-shelled turtle) is the source of this 396-nucleotide messenger RNA. RefSeq names its product lymphocyte antigen 6E-like. The record is from RefSeq and is a predicted model, not a curated record. Gene Ontology annotation, molecular function: acetylcholine receptor inhibitor activity. Gene Ontology annotation, cellular component: plasma membrane. NCBI's taxonomy places the organism in Eukaryota, Metazoa, Chordata, Testudines, Trionychidae.